Peromyscus maniculatus bairdii (prairie deer mouse) is the source of this 878-nucleotide messenger RNA. RefSeq names its product mesencephalic astrocyte derived neurotrophic factor (gene Manf). Gene Ontology annotation, cellular component: endoplasmic reticulum. Gene Ontology annotation, biological process: neuron projection development; dopaminergic neuron differentiation. The record is from RefSeq and is a predicted model, not a curated record. Lineage: Eukaryota; Metazoa; Chordata; Mammalia; Rodentia; Cricetidae.
CGGGUGCGGUUCAUUCGCGCGGCGGCGGCGGCGGUAGCGGUGGUGGUGGCGGCUGUGGCGGCAGCAGAGGAGAUGUGGGCUACGCGCGGGCUGGCGGUAGCGCUGGCCCUCAGCGUGCUGCCUAACAGCCGGGCGCUGCGGCCAGGCGACUGCGAAGUUUGUAUUUCUUAUCUGGGAAGAUUUUACCAGGACCUCAAAGACAGAGAUGUUACAUUCUCACCAGCCACUAUUGAAGAAGAACUUAUAAAGUUCUGCCGUGAAGCAAGAGGCAAAGAGAAUCGGUUGUGCUACUACAUCGGGGCCACAGAUGAUGCAGCCACCAAGAUCAUCAACGAGGUGUCCAAGCCCCUGGCCCACCAUAUCCCUGUGGAGAAGAUCUGUGAGAAACUGAAGAAGAAAGACAGCCAGAUCUGCGAGCUAAAAUAUGACAAGCAGAUUGACCUGAGCACAGUGGACCUGAAGAAGCUCCGGGUGAAAGAGCUGAAGAAGAUCCUGGAUGACUGGGGGGAGAUGUGCAAAGGCUGCGCAGAAAAGUCCGACUAUAUCCGGAAGAUAAAUGAACUGAUGCCUAAAUAUGCCCCCAAGGCGGCCAGUGCACGGACUGAUUUAUAGUCUGCCCAACCCCUGCUGCACCUGAGGGGAAAACAGUUCUCCUGUCUCUUCCCCAAACAACCAUUUUGUAAUUUAUUUUUGAAGUGGGCUCCUGACAAUGACAUGUGAAGCCUGGAGCUUUCCUAAUGACGCUGGCCCUGCGGUGCCCCCUCCCCGAAGAGGGAGGGAUUUCCUUCCUUCUUUUGCUGGUUUACUCUAGGACUUCCAAGUUUGUCUGGGAUUUUUUUAUUAAAGGGAAAAAAAAAAUCUGUCUUUGGAGAGUUGAA